Molecule: messenger RNA, 1719 nt
Organism: Prunus armeniaca (apricot)
Lineage: Eukaryota; Viridiplantae; Streptophyta; Magnoliopsida; Rosales; Rosaceae
Source: the annotation of a GenBank genome assembly
AUGUAUGAAGGAUGCAAUGAGAUGGGAGGGGGUGUCGCCCAAAUUGGGUCAGAGAGAGGGCAACCCGCGCCAAACACUGAGGCGACAGUAAAGAUCCCAGCCCAAGCAUUGAAUAGCCUGAGGCCACGGCCGCCCAGUGCUUGUAGCUCAACGAGAAUGGCUUCGUUGUCGUAUGGAACACAGACCCCUAUAGCUUCUCUGAAAGUCUCUUCCGGUUUUUGGGGCUCGGCGGAGUUCAAUUCGUGCCGUUUGAGCGUUUUGGGGAGUGAUCGGUCUCGGAAUUUCUCCGUGGUGAGGGACAGUGCAGAGAGAAGUGAGGGGGGUGUUGCUAUGGAGACUGUUGGUGACAAUCAGGUUGAAGAUUCACCAGGAAAAUUGGAGGAGCGUGAUUUUACUGGCACACCUUAUGUUCCUGUCUAUGUGAUGUUACCAUUGGGUGUCAUCAAUAUGAACUGUGAGCUAGUUGAGCCAGAAGUUCUGUUAGAUCAACUAAAAGUACUGAAGUCAGUUGGUGUUGAUGGUGUUAUGGUUGAUUGCUGGUGGGGAAUAGUAGAGGCACACAAUCCGCAGGGAUACAAUUGGAGUGGUUAUAAGAGACUUUUCCAGAUUGUGCGUGAUCUUAACCUCAAGUUACAGGUUGUGAUGUCAUUCCAUGAAUGUGGAGGCAAUGUUGGGGAUGAUGUACAUAUCCCACUUCCUCACUGGGUGACAGAAAUUGGUCAAAAAAAUCCUGAUAUAUAUUUUACUGAUAAAGAGGGGAAACGCAACAAUGAAUGUCUCACAUGGGGAAUUGAUAAGGUGCGGGUUUUAAGAGGCCGGACCGCUGUUGAGGUUUACUUCGACUACAUGAGGAGCUUCAGAGUCGAAUUUGAUGAAUUUUUUGAGGGAGGAAUAAUCUCGGAGAUUGAAGUUGGACUAGGUCCAUGUGGGGAGCUACGCUAUCCUUCUUAUCCUGAAAAUCAUGGAUGGAAAUAUCCUGGUAUUGGUGAAUUCCAGUGUUAUGAUCGAUACUUGAUGAAGAAUCUGAAGGAGGCUGCAGAAGCAAGGGGCCACUCCUUCUGGGCCAGAGCACCGGAUAAUACAGGUUCUUAUAAUUCCCAACCACAUGAAACAGGGUUUUUCCGUGACGGAGGUGAUUAUGAUAGCUACUAUGGCAGAUUCUUCCUCAACUGGUACUCCCGUUUUUUGGUUGAUCAUGGUGAUCGUGUACUUGCUCUGGCCAAUUUAGCUUUCGAAGGCACUUGCAUUGCUGCAAAGGUAUCAGGUAUUCACUGGUGGUACAAGACUGCCAGCCAUCCUGCUGAGUUAACCGCUGGAUUUUACAAUCCCUGCAACCGUGAUGGGUAUGCUCCAAUUGCAGCAAUGUUGAAAAAGCAUGAGGCUGCCCUGAAUUUCACGUGUGUUGAAAUGCGUACUUUAGACCAGCAUGAGGGCUUUCCAGAAGCACUGGCAGACCCUGAGGGAUUAGUUUGGCAGGUGCUGAAUGCUGCUUGGGAUGCUAACAUUCCAGUUGCCAGUGAGAAUGCUCUUACAUGCCAUGACAGAGAAGGCUACAACAAGAUAUUGGCAAAUGCUAAGCCCCAAAAUGAUCCAGAUGGCAGGCAUUUGUCAGCGUUUACCUACCUCAGAUUAAGCCCUGUUCUCUUGGAGGGGCAUAACUUCAUGGAGUUCGAACGAUUUGUCAAGAAAAUGCAUGGAGAGCCCGCACCGGAAUCCUGA